AAUAAGAAAAAAACAGGAAGGAGGACAACAACUAAAAGCAAAAGAUUAGUAGAUAAGAACACAAAAAAAAAAGAUUAAAGGAGAGCAUCCUCAACAGACAAACAACACACAGCCACCCACCUCUUCAGAAUUAUACACAAGUAUUCUCUGACCAUCAAUAAAACCGAACCACUUAGCGUCACAAAGCCGCCCCAGAGAGAAAGCUAGAGACAUAGACCUUUUUCUUAUGUUGUUUUCUCUUUAUUGAAACAUCAGCUACUGGUUUUUGGGGGCUUUCAGUUUGAGGGAGAUGGAGAUGAUGUGUUAUCAGCUGAGCAACUCAUCUUACCAAGAUUCCCUUAAAGUUUUGGAGGCUGAUAUCCAGCAUGCUAAUGCUUUGGCUGCUGCAAUUCCAAAGGACAAGGGUGGAGCACGCCUGCGGAUGAAAUUAGCUUACAAUCACUGGGCUCCUCUCUUUUUCUUUCUGCUACAAAGAAUAGAUUGUUCUUAUUUUUGCCUGCUCCCCAGAUAUCUAAAUUUCUUUCAUGUACUAGUAUAUAAGGUGUAUACUGAUGGUAGACCAGGCCUAUCUAAGCAUGGAAGGAAAGCAACAGUUCAGGAAUUCUAUGGUGUUAUAUUGCCGUAUCUUCAACGGCUUAAUAGUAACUUAGAAGAGAUGGGGGAUGUUAAGGGAGAGAAUUAUGGCAUGGAGAGUUUGGGCAAAAAGAAGGUGGAAGGAGAUAACAGGCUUGCCAAUAUUGAUUUAGAGAGGGAAGAUGAAUGUGGAAUUUGUUUGGAGCCCUGCACCAAAAUGGUCUUGCCUAACUGUUGUCAUGCAAUGUGCAUCAAAUGCUACCGCAAUUGGAACACAAGGUCGGAGUCCUGCCCUUUUUGCCGUGGCAGCUUAAAGAGAGUUAACUCGGAAGACUUGUGGGUUCUCACUUGUAACAGUGAAGUUGUUGACACAAAAGCGAUUUCCAAAGAGGAUUUGUUGCGGUUCUACCUCUACAUCAACAGCUUGCCAAAAGAUUAUCCUGAUGCUCUUUUCUUAGUGUAUUAUGAGUACCUAAUAUGAAUUGAAAGUAAAUUAGAAGAAUGAUGUAUAGAGGGAAAAUGCCGACCUUCGAAAUGUAAAUAGAGUCCGGUAAGAGCUAAUGUCCCUGAUUCUUAAACAAAAUAAUCAAUCUCAUCUUAUGUUGAGUUCUUGAGCAUCAGCAACCUAUAAAUAAAUGUAAUCUCUAAAUAUGUGAAAAUUAAGUUUAUUUUUAGAACA
This is a messenger RNA of Populus trichocarpa (black cottonwood), 1252 nucleotides long. RefSeq names its product E3 ubiquitin-protein ligase AIRP2. The coding region runs from base 290 to 1054 and encodes 254 amino acids. Gene Ontology annotation, biological process: protein ubiquitination. Gene Ontology annotation, molecular function: ubiquitin protein ligase activity. The transcript is spliced from 5 exons. Lineage: Eukaryota; Viridiplantae; Streptophyta; Magnoliopsida; Malpighiales; Salicaceae. The record is from RefSeq and is a predicted model, not a curated record.